This is a messenger RNA of Phragmites australis (common reed), 4991 nucleotides long. RefSeq lists its product as uncharacterized. The transcript has 8 exons. Gene Ontology annotation, cellular component: cytoplasm; vesicle; intracellular membrane-bounded organelle. Bases 462 to 4784 code for a protein of 1440 amino acids. The record is from RefSeq and is a predicted model, not a curated record. Gene Ontology annotation, molecular function: clathrin binding. Lineage: Eukaryota; Viridiplantae; Streptophyta; Magnoliopsida; Poales; Poaceae. Gene Ontology annotation, biological process: clathrin-dependent endocytosis; clathrin coat disassembly.
CGACGCCCGGAGGCCGCAGCUGGAGCUGGCAGGGCAGGAAGCGACAAGCGCCGAGCGGUUCCGUCCACCCCCUGAGGCCGCUGAGGCAGGGGACAACCCCCCACUCGCCCGCCCGCUUUCCUCCCCCGGGCGGCCGGCCCGCCCGCAAGACUUCACCCCCGCCCACUCGACCCGCGGCCCCACGGCGGCCAUUGCCCCACCCGCACAGGCGCAGCGCCCCAAAAAGUCGCCAUUUUUUAGUGCCAGACACCGUCCAAAACACCGCGAGUACCGAGUAAAGCCUGCCUGCACCUCCCCCUCCUCGUUCGCCUCCCACUCCCCGACCUCCUCUCGUGACCUCCCUUCGUCGCCUCCCUCUCUUCGUCCCCAAACGCAAACCUCUAGUACGCGCAGAGAGGGUGGGUGGGGUGGGGGGGGGGGGGUAGAGGGGGCGCUGAAACCCUAGCGCGCGCGUGGCGGCCAUGGACGCUGCGCGGAGGGAGAGGAGGCACCACCGGAAGGCCGCGGCGGCGGUUGCAGCGGGCGGUGUGGCCGGGGGUGGGGUCGGUGGCGGGAGUGCAGCGGCGGCUGCGCGGGCUGCGUACGGGGACGUGUUCGGCGGGCCGCCGCGCUUCGCGGCGCCGUUCGGAGGGGCGCCGCUGGACUACGCCGAGGUGUUCGGGGGCGUCGCGGCCACCUGCUCCAUCCCGUUCCUCGACCUGCCGCCCGCGGCUGCCGUCGGGGGCGAUGACGGCUUCUUCUCCUGCGGCAGGAAGGGGGACUACGGGGAGAUCUUCGGCCGGUUCGACUUCGCCGACUUCGCGGUGCCCUACGAGGAGCUGUUCGGCGAGCCCGAGCCCGAGCGGGAGAGGGAGCCGGAGACGGAGGAGAUCGCCUCGUCGAGCUGGAGUUCGAGAUCAUCGAUCAAAAAAGAAUCCAGCCAGUUGGAGGAUGAGCCUCCUAUACUUCCUCAACAUUAUCAAAAUCUGGAUCAUCGUCAACACUUCAAAGAGCAUAAGUUUUCUCCAAUAUCCUUCCCUCCAGACACAGAUAGUCAGCAGUUUGUCAUGUCAUAUAACAAGAUUACUGAGAGGAGACCUGAUGAUCUAGUUGAGAUGACAACCUGCUCAAUCGAACCUUCGAUGGACUUUGUCAUUGAUUCUCCCAAUUUGUCACAUGACCCAGCAACCAAUCAUCUUUCAAGAAUUGACAAUGGCAUAAUGGCCAAUGGCGAUAAUGAGAAGAACCCAAGCUCUGCUAGUGUGAGCAUGAGGAGUCCUGAGAGUGAUUUUGUCGUUGAUCAGAAGCAUCAAAGUCCAUCAUGGCCACAUAUUUCUGGAAGUGUUUCUGCAAAUGAAAACCUCAAGAACUCUGAUAGUAAUUCAACACGCACUAGUGGAACAUUUCCUGAUUAUGCAUUUCUUCGGGUACCUAAUGUUGAUGCACAAACACAGCCAAUCAAAGUACAGCCACCAUUGAGGCAGCAACCGAAACUGCUUAACAGGCAUGAGAGUGCAGAAAAAGGAUAUAUCAAUCUUGUAAAUCACAGUGGCACUCCAACUUCUCUUGCACAUUCCACUUUAAGUAGCAACAUGCCUCAGGUUGACAGGAAAGCUGAUGCAGCUCUGUCUAAUGCUGAUGCCAAUCCCACUUCUGCUUCAGCAGCUAUGAAGGAGGCAAUGGAUUUUGCUGAAGCUAGGUUAAAGGCUGCAAAAGAACUGUUAGAGAGAAAAGGUGACAGUUUUAAACUUCGGAAGAAGCCAAGUCAUCAUAGAAGCACAAGAUCCACAGAAUUCAAGACUCCUGUACCUGUUGAGGUAGAUACUUCCGUUCAAAAGCUAUCGCUGAAAAAGCCAUCAAAAGAAGAAAAGAACCCUGAAGAGCUGCCACCGUUUCUAGGACCGACCUCGAACAAGCAUGAAAAAUUAAGUGCAGUCAGAUUAGAUCAUUUUGAUGACAUUGGAAAAAGGGUACUUCCACUGGAGAAGCCUCAGCAGAUGAUGCAACACUGCACUGAGUCCUGUCAAACUUCCAGUAAACUAGAGAAAUUAGACAAUUGGAGGUCAGGUGAUGAAUUUUAUGAGCUGACUGGAGAUGAUCAGAAAUGCAAAACUGAUAAAGCCACAGGGGAAGAUGAUAAAUGUGAGCAAACGAAUCCCAUCACUAGUCUCAGCAAUGAUAAAAAAAGUGAAACUGAAUUUAGCGCAGCAGACACUGACCUGGAAAGGUAUGAAAAACUUUGGGAAGUAAAUGAUGGCAGGGACCUGGGAGUGAAACAUGUAAAUCUGAGGGAGGACAACACAGCUUCAGUGGACAAAGAUAGGGUGUCUGUGACUUUAGAAGCUUCUACAGAAAAUACGGCACAGCAAGAAAUUCGUAAUUCAAAUCUUGAGGGAUUUGUAACACCAGAAAAUGCUAAGGAAAGCCAUGAUGAUGAUGAUGAGUGUGUUGAGCUUCCUUCUAUGAGCGAUACCUCCACAAAGCUGGACUUCAUCAAGGAUAUGUCAGGUUCUUUAUCAGGGGCCUGCUCAUCUGGAAACCGUGCCAGUGAUAUUAGAGACCUUGGAAAUAGUAGCCCAAAGGUAAGUCCAGUAGCAGGAACAUCACAAGAGCACACAAACAAUAAAGUUGUACUUGAGGUACCAUGUGAUGGUGAGAUGCAACACACUUCUGGGAGUAGUGAAAAAUUGCAAGAACCCCCAGAAGUAUGUAACGCUGAUAUUUUCCAGGGAAAUAACAUUAAAUCAUUGAUUUUAGAAAAACUUGAAGGAUCUUAUGUAUGUGAUGCUUUCCCAAGGGGGCAAAGUAGAGUCGAGCAGGAAGAUGAAACUUAUGGGAGAGAAAAAUUCAGUUUUAUUGGUGAAUCGCUCCGGCAUAAUGAAGACGCUAAAAUAAAGGGAGUACUCUCUGAGGAAGUAAAGGAAGUUGAAAUUGAGGAGAAAGUUGAUCCAUGUCCACAUCCUGAAGGGACAGUUGUGGAUCUGGAUGCUGAGUGUCCUGAAGAGGAGAGUGAUAUUAUUUUACAAAACAAUAAUUUGGCAGACCGUGAAGAAUCAAACAUGCUGAAUGUAUUUGAGGUAGCCAGCAAGUUGAUUAAAAGGGACCUGGAUCAUGAAAUGCGCGGGUCAUUAGGGCAUGGUCAAGUGGAGAGUAGAAUGGAAGAAGGAACUGAUGAACUCAUCUCUGAUAGUAAAGGCAAAGAAGCAGAAGAAACCACAUUAGAAAAUAGUGAGAGGACAGGUACCAAAGAGGGAUCAGCUCAUAGUAACCAGGAGGACCAGAAGUCAUCUGAAAGUACCAACAGAGGACAAAGUGAUGUAGAUGCAAAAUGUAAUACAACUGUUGAUGAAGUUGGCUCUGAAUCCUUUUCAGGAGCUUCAAGUGAUAGCACCACCAGAACGACCAUUAAUUCGAAAGAUGAUCCGGCUUCGUCUUCAGAAAUGUAUACUCGCAUGCAGCACUCAAUGCAAAAAGAGGAAUCUGCUACUUCUCAGACAUCUGACAGGAGUGUUCCUGGUCUUGAAGAAACUGGAGAGGUUUACAAUGGAGGAGAAGGAGAAUUACCAACAGAAAGGUCUACACAUGAAGAAAAGAAGAGCAGGGCAAACAAAAUGGAAGAAGACACUACAGCAAAGAUAUCAAAGGCAGAACAUGGGCCAUCUCCCUUGGAGAAGAAUCGUAGUCUACCUAAAGCUGCUGAAAGUCCCACCCCAGUUUCUGCUGAGACAUUGAAAAAAGAGGCACUUGGAGUUCAGAGGGCCAAAGAGAGGGAGAAUAUACCAAGAGCAGAAAGUGCAAGUGAAAAGGACAAAGGGUCUUCUCGAAGAACAGAAGAAGCAAAGGAAAGCGAAAGGAGAUUGGAGAAAGAAAGAGAACUUGCUGAAGAGAGGGAAAGAAAAAAAAUGGAAGAGGAGGAAAGGGAAAGGGAACGGAAAAAGGAUAGACUUGCUGUUGAAAGAGCCACAAGAGAAGCGCACGAGAGAGCGUUUGCUGAAGCUCGUGAAAAGGCAGGAAAAAUGGCUUUGGAAAGUAUUACUGCUGCACGGCAACGGGCAUCUGCAGAGGCCCGAGAGAAAGAAGAGAGAGCAAGUGCUGAAGCAGCUGCUGAAAGGGCUACUAGAGAAGCAAGGAUAAAAGCAGAACGUGCGGCAGUCGAGCGAGCAACUACAGAAGCUCGGGGGCGGGCAAUAGAGAAGGCAAAGGCUGAUAAGGCUCUUGCAGAGGCAAGAGAACGGAGGGAACGAUACAGAUCCUCUUUCAAGGAGAGUUUUAAGUCCACAAAUCAGGAUAUUCGACAGGAGACACAGUUUCAGAGGGAAACUUCUAGUAAUUUCAUUAGAAAUCCCGAUUUUGGCAACAAAGCAGUGUUUGAGGUUGAGUCGGCUUUAAGGCAUAAAGCAAGAUUAGAGAGGCAUCAACGCACAGCUGAGCGUGUGACAAAAGCGCUUGCUGAGAAGAACAUGCGGGACCUGCUGGCUCAAAGGGAGCAAGCAGAGAAACAUAGGUUGUCUGAGUUCCUGGAUCCUGAGAUCAAGAGAUGGUCAAAUGGAAAGGAAGGAAAUCUGAGGGCCUUGCUGUCCACAUUGCAAUACAUUCUUGGUGCCGACAGUGGUUGGCAAUCAGUGCCACUUACAGACCUCAUUACAGCUGCUGCUGUGAAGAAAGCUUACAGGAAGGCAACCCUUUGUGUCCACCCAGAUAAAUUACAACAAAGAGGUGCUACAAUCAGACAGAAAUACAUCUGUGAGAAGGUUUUUGAUCUUCUUAAGGAUGCCUGGAACAAGUUCACUUCGGAGGAGCGCUAGGAUGGAAGCUAAGCAGCCGUUUAUUAUCGGGACAGGAAAUUCGUUAGUAUUUAUAUAGCCAUAUCGUUAGUUUUUUCAUUCAACAUUGAUGUAAAUACGCAGUUGUAGCUCUAGAUAUCACGUCAGAAACAGCGCGAAAUGAUGCCCGUUACCUUGGCUCAGAUCAGUUCAGUAGGAGAGCUCCAUUGCUCCUAGUCUUCUGGAAAA